CUUGAUGGCUCUCAUGCCAACUUCAUCAAACUCUGGAAAGAAGACGGGAUGGACCGCUGGCGUUGGGCAUAUGCAGGUGCCUCAUGCGAUGACUUUAAGAAAUCGGUUAAGACUCGUUCUGGUAGUCUGAAUAACUUCCGAUGUCUUGAGAAGGAUGGCAAAUUACUCUUUGAUACUAAUAUGGUUGUGGGACCAGCUGGUGAUAGCUCCAUAAUUACUGCGGUCAAGGCAAUUACUAGACAGCCAUGCUGUGAUCUUGGGCUUCCAGACUGGGGGAUGGAUAGGUGCUUGCAGGAAUCUGUUGAUGACGAUGCUGAGAAAAAGUGCUAG
This is a messenger RNA of Aspergillus campestris IBT 28561, 330 nucleotides long. RefSeq lists its product as uncharacterized. NCBI's taxonomy places the organism in Eukaryota, Fungi, Ascomycota, Eurotiomycetes, Eurotiales, Aspergillaceae. The annotation marks the transcript as partial. The transcript has a single exon. The record is from RefSeq and is a predicted model, not a curated record.